ACAUACUUUGUAUUUCUUGAGGAACUCUUGCUCAAUCAAUAAUGGAGAACGAGAGAAAGAGAUUGAUGGAGGAAGAAUGGAACUCCAUGAUUCCGACUGAUCAUAAACUUUGUCGUGCUGAUUUCCCCGCGAAGUUCCUCUUUGGCGUCGCUACUUCUGCUUACCAGGUUGAAGGAGCAGCCAGUGAGGGUGGAAAAGGUCCUUCUAUAUGGGAUGCUUUCGCACACACAAAAGGCAAGAUUUUUGACGGGAAAGACGGAGAUAUAGCAGUAGAUCAGUACCAUCGUUACAAGGAAGAUGUUAAUCUUAUUGCCAAAUUGGGUUUCAGUGCUUACCGAUUUUCUAUAUCAUGGUCACGUAUCUAUCCAGAUGGGCUUGGAACCCAAGUCAACUAUGAAGGGAUCAUGUAUUACAAUAAUCUUAUAAACUACCUACUUGAAAAGGGAAUUGAGCCGUGUGUAACGUUAUACCAUUGGGAUCUUCCGUUGUAUCUUAAUGACUCGAUGGGAGGGUGGUUAAGCGACUCAAUAGUAAAGUAUUUCGCGAUCUAUGCAGAAACUUGCUUUGCAAGUUUUGGUGAUAGAGUGAAGAAGUGGAUUACAAUCAAUGAACCCCUUGAGACAGCAGUAAACGGAUAUUCUACUGGUUUAUUUGCACCCGGAAGAAGUGACAGUCACUCAGCCGAACCAUAUUUGGUUGCCCACCACCAGCUUUUGGCCCAUGCAGAAGCUGUUUCAAUAUAUAGAACAAAAUUUAAGGAUCUGCAAGGUGGAGAAAUAGGAUUGGUUGUUGAUUGUGAAUGGGCAGAGGCCUUAACAGAUAAAGAAGAAGAUAUAGCUGCUGCAGCAAGGCAUGUUGACUUUCAGCUUGGAUGGUUCUUGGAUCCAAUAUUUUUUGGAGAGUAUCCUAUAUCUAUGCAGGAGAGAGUUGGAGACAAGCUUCCAGUAUUUUCCCAGAAAGAUAAAGAAUUACUAAGAAAUUCAGUGGAUUUUGUUGGCUUGAAUCACUAUACAUCAAGAUUUGUGUCACAUAGUACAAACAAAGAUAAAAGUGAUUAUUAUAGUGCACAAGAGGGAACAAGAAUAGCUACUUGGAAAAACGGGUCGAUUGGUGAAAAGGCAGCAUCGCCAUGGUUGUAUGUUGUUCCAUGGGGUAUGUGGAAAAAUCUUAAUUACAUAGCUCAGAAAUACAAUAACCCGCCAAUCUACAUUACUGAAAACGGUAUGGACGAUGAAGACAAUGUUGCAUCUCCCCUACGUAAAAUGUUGGAUGACAAACAGAGAGUUGCUUACUUUGAGGGAUAUCUUGCAUCUGUUUAUCUGGCUAUCAAGGACGGAGUAGACGUGAGGGGGUACUUCGUGUGGUCAAUGGUGGAUAAUUUUGAGUGGUGCUUUGGUUAUACAAAGCGGUUCGGUUUGAUUUAUGUUGAUUAUAUAAAUGGUCUCACUCGUCAUCCAAAGUCGUCUGCAUAUUGGUUCUUGAAGUUCUUGAAAGGUGAAGAUGAGGAAAAUGGCAAAGACUUGACUGAAACAUAUAAACAUCAUAUGUUAUCCAAUUUUUGGAUAUAGAACAACCAAAAUAUGGUAUUUAUGUAUGAUGUCUCAAACUUCGACCAAGAUUGUACUAUGUUGUAGCAAAACCGCAAAAUAAGGUAUUUAUAUAUUUCAUAAAAUAUGGUUUUUGCUAUAAAUAGGGGUAAACAA
Molecule: messenger RNA, 1703 nt
Organism: Helianthus annuus (common sunflower)
Lineage: Eukaryota; Viridiplantae; Streptophyta; Magnoliopsida; Asterales; Asteraceae
Product: beta-glucosidase 42
Exons: 13
Coding region: 42-1568 (508 amino acids)
Biological process (GO): cellulose catabolic process
Molecular function (GO): beta-glucosidase activity
Source: RefSeq, a predicted model, not a curated record